UUUUUCUGCCUACCUAUAUCUGUCCACAUCUUUAGUUUCAUUUAGUAUUGAAAGACUAAGGUUUCUUCCUCCAGGAUUCAGGACUCCGUAAGGUGGAAAGGACCACAUGGAUGUUAUAUACAACAAAGUGCUAACACUACAUCCUGUUUUACUUCUGAUAAGUUAAUAAUUUAUCUUAUAGUUUUCAGAGAAAGGAUAUUCUCAUAUUCUAUUGUUUAUUCACCAUAAUCCCACAUUUGAAAAGUUCUUGUCUGACCAGGAUCUCUCUUGCCGAAGCAUUUUGCCUAUAUCUUUCUCUUCUUUGUGACUAUUAACAACUCUCCCUUGGUCCUGUUCCUAGAUCCAGAUUUAGAGAUAUGGAUAAUGAUAAUGGGACAGCAGUGACUAAAUUUAUUUUGUUAGGAUUCUCAGAUUUGGGAGCCUAUCAGCUUCCCCUCUUUUGGGGAGUACUCUUUAUCUACCUGGUUACCAUACUGGGAAACUCUCUGAUCAUCACCCUUACCUUGCUUGACUCAGCCCUGAACACACCCAUGUACUUCUUUCUCAGACAUCUCUCUGUGAUAGAGAUUCUCUACACUACCACUAUUGUGCCCAGGAUGCUGAGUGAUCUCCUCUCCUCAUAUCCUGUCAUCUCUCCUGCUGGCUGUUUCACCCAGAUGUAUUUCUUUGCCCUCUUUGGCAUUGCUGAAUGCUGUCUGCUCACUGCCAUGGCUUAUGACCGUUAUGCUGCCAUUUGCCGGCCCCUGCACUAUGCCACAUUGGUGAACAGACAGGUAUGUGUGGGUAUGGUGGUUGCUUCUUAUUUAAUGGGGAUCACCUCAGGUACCACCCACUCCAUGUUCAUCUUUACCUUGCCCUUCAAUGGCAUCAAUAUUGUUCACCACUUUUUAUGUGACAUUUUACCAGUUUUGAGACUGGCCAGUGGAGACACAUUCUGGGGUGAGGUUGGAAAUCUUGCUGUUACCCUGCUCUUUAUCAUUACUCCCUUUGCCUUGAUUCUCUUUUCCUAUGUUCGAAUUCUCAUUACCAUACUUGGGGUAGCCUCUGCUCAGGGACGCCAGAAAGUCUUCUCUACUUGUUCUUCCCACCUACUGGUUGUCACCCUCUUCUUUGGGACUGGGACUAUUGCCUACAUGAGACCUCAAGCCAAUGCAACCCAGGAUAUGGAUCAAAUCCUCUCCCUUUUCUAUACAGUUGUAACCCCCAUGUUCAACCCUUUUAUUUAUACCCUGAGGAACAAGGAAGUGAUGGGAGCCCUGAGGCGUAAACUAACAAAACACCUUUGAGGUCCUUGCCUGGUCCAGUGGUUUUCUUGGCUUCGUUCUUGGUGAGUUGAGAUGAUCCUGAUCUUAUAUUUAAGAAAAUUUUAUAUUUUUCAGACAUGAAAUAUUUUUCUGUUCUAUCCCUCACUCUAGAAAAAACACCACUAGUAACAAAUAUAUAAAGUCAAGCAAAACACAUUCCUUUCCUGGCUUUGUCCAAAAAUGUAUAUUCUAUUCUGUCUGUUUAGUGUUCACCAUCAGGACCUGAUCUUUGUAAAUGAGGGGUAUUGUGAUUAAAUUAAACUCUGGUCCUUACUUUCCAUAGAGUUUAUUAAUAUUUACUUGAAUAUGACAGGAUAGACAGAUAGGAAGAGAUUGAGGCCUAUUCUCAAUCUAGCCUCAUAGGAGCUCCUCUCAUGGAUCUCUCUCCCAGCCCACUACUGUGCCCAAGGGAAUAGAGAACUUUUUUUAGAGAACAUUUUUGAACUUUUUCAACCUUUUGAACCCCACCCCCUUUCUAGUACAAUCAUCUCCAGAUCAAGUAUGUAGGCCACAGUCCUGUGACCUACACUGGAGCACAUGGAAGCAGGCCAGACCCAAACCCAUGGUUCCUUUCACACAAGUGGCUGGGACCUGAAUAUGACCUGAAUUCUUAGAUUUUUGCUCAUUGAAAGGAUUCCUGGGAGAUUAUUGUUGAGAUGGACUUGGUCUUCCAGAACAGCAUCCUUC
Monodelphis domestica (gray short-tailed opossum) is the source of this 1991-nucleotide messenger RNA. Its product is annotated as olfactory receptor 10P22-like. NCBI's taxonomy places the organism in Eukaryota, Metazoa, Chordata, Mammalia, Didelphimorphia, Didelphidae. Gene Ontology annotation, cellular component: membrane. The record is from RefSeq and is a predicted model, not a curated record. Gene Ontology annotation, biological process: G protein-coupled receptor signaling pathway. Gene Ontology annotation, molecular function: olfactory receptor activity; G protein-coupled receptor activity.